CUACCUGGAAUCAUUAGACAGAAAACCUUACGACCGGUAGCACGUCCUCUAGAGCUACAGACAGGUGUUACUACACGGAUAGCCGUGCUACGGCCACUGAUCCUUCCAGUACCCAACUGUUUGGAUAUUUCUUAACAUCUGUUUUACAUUUUUCUGCACAAAAGUGAAUAUUAUUUGUGACUAAAACAAGUGAUUUUGAAUUAUUUCUGUAAAAAUGUCUUUCAUAUUUGGACGGCAUAAGGAAAGGGACGCUGGGAAAACCCACAAAUUUUACGUGGAAUUUCUGGGAUGGAUAGAGUGUCCGGCUCUACGAGGGAGAAAAUACACAGAUCCUGUUGUGAACGAUCUGAGGAGAAAGCAGAGAAAAUGGAGGAACGCUCCCAAAUUAACGCUACAGGUGAGCAAAAAAGAAAUGAAAAUUUCACAAGAUAUGGAAGAAAAGAAGCGCAAAAUCAAAACUGUUAAAUUUCCAAAUAUUCCAUCGCGAGAUAUAACUUAUGUUACCCAGGCAACUGACCCCAGUACCGGGAGGCUGGAUGAUAUUGUGGCUUGUAUCUACCUCGGCUUCGUGCCGCGCACACAGAAAUACGUACACGUACAUGUGUACAGGUUUGACACUCCAGAAACGGCUACAAACUUUGUCAGAAUCAUGCACCAUAUCAUCAGCGCUUACACUGACCGGGUACGACAGAUAGAAAUGGACCUGGCAUCACGUGGUUGGAUCGACGAUACACGAUUGAACCGGUCGGACGGAAUGAGUGACCCGCACACCUCCGACUCGGCCCCCGACUCCGGGGCCAGCACAUACAGCGGUGAUGAUGAUACCCUACCCUCGGACGAGAUCGAACCUGAUCUCCAGAGUCUCAAGGAUGUUAUGGCUUUCGAUUCCGUUACUGACGAACUAAAACAGAGACUGAACCUGGCACCCACCAAGAAGUCCGCUGGGCCAAUCUUACUCCCACCAAAGGAUUACGACACCAUUAGCAGAAGACAAGGAAACCUUGAUAAGGUGGAUCUACGGAAGUCGUUAAACAUCAACAUUGUAGGACAGGUGGCCAAACCUCGCCACAGAAAUGGCUCGGACGAGAGUGGCGUCGACCUCAACUCGCCUUCUGAUGAUUCUGAUGACGGUAAGGCCAUGGAGCCGGAAUCCCCGAGUGAGGAAACAAACUCCUCACCGCCUUUAAGUGCUCGAGACAUGGUGUACCCUCCACGCAAUUCAAAUGGACUUAAUGAUUCUUUCCAACGACAAACGCCAAACAGACAGCAGUCUUUUAAUUCUGCGUACAGUGGUAAUAGUUAUCGGAGUGGUUCCUCAAAUAACUCUAACGGCCUGGGAGACUCCAUGAACACCUCGGAUACUGGUCUGAGGGUGUAUAAAGGUACCACAGAUAUUCCAGCAGCCGACUACGACCAGGAACCCGUUAUAAUGAGGCGGGAAAACCAGUGGAGAAGCACGGACAUUGGACGUUCCGUGGCAUUCGCUCAGGACUUCCAAGGGAGGAGGAGGAUAACGUCCCCUCCCAUGACUCUUCAUGAGGAGGAUGGACCCAUGUAUGCUAUUGUGAACAAACAGAGGCCAAGGUCAACGCGUGACCCUCAUUUCCAUGAAGGAUAUUCCCCAAGGCCGGGCGAUUUCCGUGUCCGGCGGACGGUUUCCAUGUAUAACAAAUAGAACACUUUUAUAAAAUAGUGACAACUGUUGCCAAAGAUCUUCUCUGAAAUCCUGAAUGUGUCUGGUUAUUUCGACAGGAGGAAGGACUCUAAUGUUGUUGACAGAACACUAUACGUAUUUUCGUGUUUCGAUUAGAGAUUAUCCAAGAUUUGGUGAUGACAACGCGAAAGUGGUCCGGGACAUAUUGGAGCAAUAUAUAUAAACCAAAAUUUCCACGUGUGACUUUCGAUUCCCCUCUCAUGUGAUAUCACAAUGGAGAGGGGUGCCGAAGUGGAUAUAGUAAAACAUUUCCUUACGUUGUUCCGACAAAGAGGAAUAUAUACUCUACAAGGAUGACGUAACUGUGGUAGUUCCGUCAUUGUGUGGUGGUGAGCUGACGCUGUUGGACUGAACUGUUCUCUGACACUCAGCUGUAUCAAGCUGUAAUAUGGUAAUUAAAAUUAAUCCUAAAUCAAAAUACGUCAUUCUCGAUACAAAAUGAUUAUUGGUAACACGUCCAUACGUUCAACUGAUACACAUUUUGUUCUCAUAAUAUUUAUUAAAUGUGUACACGUUAAUAACAUGUACUGUGACGGGCGACCUUUCCUCAUCUCCAGUGGUACAUACACUAAGACACUGGGUUUGAUACAGCUGAACCAAAGAACAAUGAGGACAUUGGGAUAGUAUACAGCUCAGCCACUGGAACUGUGUUCAGGCACCAUUUAUCAUUUAUACUCAGAUAUUAUCCGUUAGUAAUCCAUAUAUACUGUGUGUGAGUUGGUCAUUGUUUGGAUAUUGAUGGUCAGUUUAUUCUAGUGAGGGUGGUCAGUGUUUGAACUGGUGGUCAGAUUAUGGACAGUAGUCAGUACAUGUCCAGGUAAACCAAAAGAUAACAGACUUGUUUUCUGUAAAACAUCAAAUGUAUCUUACAGCAUCGAGACAAAUUUGUCUCAUUUGUUGGACUAAAUACAUAACAAUAGGACAUUGUGUAUUAUAUUAAUUUCGGAGUAAUUAAGUUAUGUCAAAUUAAGCAACACUCACGUGCUAUUGUCUCCCGGGCAACAUUCUUACAAUUUCGUGCAUUGUUAUGCCAGAUAGGAGUACAUUUUGAGUAAUUGACAUUGAAAGUGUCAGUUAGCCAGUGUCCGGCCGGAUUCCUAACUGACCGGUAGAAUUAACGCGACUUAGGUACUAAUUCUUGUACAAUGGUCAGUUUAACGGAGCCGUUCCCGGCCCAGUUAUUAGGCUAGGUUUUAUACGACUAACAGGCGAUGUAUAUAUCCCCGAAUAUAGUCGUCUUAAAUCCUUUUAUCAUACUUCUCAGACACAAUUUCCUCAAUUUUGCCUAAUUUACAAACUUUUUCAAAUGUUUUUGCAAAUCAGAAGUAUUUUUGUGUUUCUAUUGAUAUAUAUUUUUUUUAUAUUUAUACCUUAUUGUUGUAUUUAAGGAAAUAUUUCACAAGUAUACACAUUUUGGGUGUUGUGUAGGUGAGUGUAACUUUGGGAUGAGUAAGGCCCGUGUUACAUUACCACUAGGUUACGAGAUAGAUCCACGUGUCUUCGUGUCCCACGGCCUCGGGAUUUCGAUACAGACAUUAACACUGUUUUGGAACACCGCCAAAAAUUAAAAGAAUGUUGUAUUAAAAAAAGUUUUAAAGUUUUAAAUUCACAACCAAACAAAUAUAUGUAAUAGAGAGUUUUCGUUUUGAUCGUUAGACAGUUUAAAUUGGCCCGGGAAUGACUGAUAUAAAUGGGUGUUUUGGUAACAGUGUGUCGGUAUUGUCCCUGGCGACUACUGAGUAUCUGUUGUGAUCAAAACAUUAAGAGACAAUACCUACCCAAACAAGUAGGUCCGCCUCUAUUGGUUAUAUAACCUGCUAUCUCGGUUAUCUACACACAAUAACUUGUACCUAUUUAACAAUACAGAUUGUUCUAGUUAGUUCUUAUUGUAUAGCGAUUGUAGUUUACCAUCAAAGGCAUGGUCCGAUUUUGUUUUUCGGUUAAAUACGAAUUUUCAAAAAACCGACGUGGGUUUGAGUCACGCGCUAGUGAAUUUCAAAAGGUCCCACCUGCUAUAUCAGCUGACGGUAGGAAUCGUAACACCUGUAUUGUAAAAUCAAUUAACACGUGGACAGACUCUAAUAAAAUUCCCAAAUAUUAGGUCACAUCUCACGCUCGCUACCAAAAUAUUCUAAAAACAAAAAUAAAAUUUCAUAUAAUGAGUUUAUAUGUUCGAUUUGAGAAUGUUUUCUGUGAAACUAUUCAGAACAUCUGAGUUAAGUGAUCAGCCCGUUUACCUGUGUCCCGGAGACAUCUUGUGAUCUAAGUGGCGCUGAAAAAUGACAGAUGACGAUAGACUUCAGUGAUACUUUUAAUGUCAAAACUGCCCUGGAACAAAACAGCCGUCGCAGUACGGAGAUGGAUAGUAUGUUAAUAGACUGGCCCGGUUUGUGUGAUGAUAUCAAACACUGUACCCCAUAACGUUCACAUGUAGUGACGUGUCAUUUGAUGACUUUUUGAUAUUUUUAAACAAAUAUAAUUAUUUAAUUUUCGACCUACUUUCAACUUCUGAAAGUAUUCCUCGUAACUCAAACGACCUGUACCACGAAGCGCCUACAGGAGGCUGUGUAGACGUGUAUGGAUGUUACUCAUAUUAAAGUAUCAUAUAUUUGUUGAGAAAGCGUUAAAUGUAUGUAAAUAUACAUAUAAAAUGAACUAAUUUAUGAGUUUAAUAACUUAGAUAUCUAUCCAUCAGCUUCACGAUGACUUAUCGCAUUAUCUAUAUCGCCGUUUAUUAAACUAUAAUGAUUACCAAGUCGACGAAAUCUGUACAUGAUUUUGUUUGUAUUACACGUAACAAUUAUCCUAUCUCGGUACAACAUCAUGAGUCUUAUUUAUGUUUCCAUUUCCAAGCGUGUGAGUGAUCCAAGUGACGGAGUAGAGAGAGAAAGUCACUUUGUGACGAGAGUAUGAACGAGAUUUGUUAUUGUUAUACAGUUUGGAGCGUGAAUGAUGACUUUCAGGGCAAACAAUACUUGUUAUACUUGUUUUUCGAAUAAAUUUAUAUUUUAUAUAUUA
Pecten maximus is the source of this 4732-nucleotide messenger RNA. RefSeq lists its product as uncharacterized. Bases 215 to 1675 code for a protein of 486 amino acids. The transcript has a single exon. NCBI's taxonomy places the organism in Eukaryota, Metazoa, Mollusca, Bivalvia, Pectinida, Pectinidae. The record is from RefSeq and is a predicted model, not a curated record.